AAAAAAACUAAAGUGGUCAUCUACUUCGCUAAGAACUCUUCCUUAUUUCCUUCUUUAUUAAAAGAAAGAAAGAGAAAUACCCGCUAUCCGGCCCUGAAACUCUUAUCCUUUAGGGAAAAAGAUGCCAUCUCCGAUCCAAGACCCUUUCAAGGACUGGAAAUUCCUGGUUUUGCCACCACUAAAAGUCAGUGAUGUCUUCUCUUUAUUCCUAAAAGCAACUAUAGCUAUUUGUACCGUCGUUUCAAUCUCCCUCGUCUUCUACUCCUUCCUUAAUCCAUCUCAACGGCUACCUUGCCCAGAAUGCAAUAAGAUAUUAAACUCUGAUCACCGGGAGAUAACAAACGGUGAGGUUUCUGGUUAUAGCUAUGAGAAGACAAAUAUUUCCCACAUUUUAUUCGGCAUUGGUGGCUCUGCAAAGACGUGGAAUAAGCGCAGACACUACACUGAGGUAUGGUGGAUGCCUAACAUCACCCGUGGCUAUGUUUGGCUCGACCAGAAGCCUCCGGGGAAUGACACGUGGCCGUUAACCUCACCAUCGUACAAAGUCUCUGCCGAUACGUCGCGGUUCAAGUACACCUCCUCGUAUGGCUCUCGGUCAGCGCUACGAAUUGCUAGGAUAGUCAAGGAGAGCUUUGAUUUAGGACUGGAAAAUGUGAGAUGGCUGGUCAUGGGAGAUGAUGAUACGGUAUUUUUCAUAGAGAAUUUGGUAUUGGUAUUAGCAAAGUACGAUCAUAAUCAGAUGUAUUACAUUGGCGGCAAUUCAGAGAGUGUUGAGCAAGAUGAGAUACAUUCAUAUGCCAUGGCCUACGGUGGCGGCGGCUUUGCUAUUAGUUAUCCUCUAGCGAAAGAGCUCGUUAGGAUUUUGGAUGGCUGCCUUGAUCGUUAUGCAUCGUUUUACGGUUCCGAUCAGAAAGUUCAGGGUUGCAUAAGUGAGAUUGGGGUUCCUCUCACUAAAGAGCUUGGAUUCCAUCAGGUUGAUAUAAGAGGAGAUCCUUAUGGUUUACUAGCAGCGCACCCAUUGGCGCCAUUGGUGUCCUUGCACCAUCUAGACUACGUCCAGUCAAUAUUUCCAGGGCUGAGCCGCUUUGACUCUGUCAACAAGUUAAUUACUGCUUAUAAAACGGAUCCGGGUCGGACUUUACAAUAUAGUUUCUGCUACGAUUUGACGCGUAAUUGGUCUGUUUCAGCAUCUUGGGGUUACACCGUACAGUUGUAUCCCGCUCUACUGACGGCAAUGCAGCUACAAACAGUGUUUAGAACGUUUCAAACAUGGAGGAGAUGGAGCGAAGGGCCGUUCACAUUUAACACCCGACCCAUGAAUGUUGACCCGUGUCUGAGACCGGUUGUUUAUUUCUUGGAUCGUGUUGAAAGAGUUGGGGAUGGUACCUUGACAACGUAUAAAAGGUCCGAGGAUGAGUUGGAUAAAGUUUGCGAUCGGCCUGAUUAUGCUCCCGUUUAUGCCGUCCAGUUAGUCAAUGUCAUAACAUCCACAUCAUUGAAGCCUGACAUUUGGAAUAUGGCACCACGUAGACAGUGCUGUGAGGUAAUCAAUGGAGAAAACAGGGUGAGCAGCAUGGUGCAAGUCAACAUCAGAGGGUGCCAUGAGAUGGAGAGCGUCACUCCAUAAAACCCAUCACUGAUCAUAUAGGAGAGAAACACAGAAUAGUUUACCACUAGCCUGUAAGUCCGCAUUUCGUAACAGGUGAAUA
This is a messenger RNA of Populus euphratica (Euphrates poplar), 1709 nucleotides long. RefSeq lists its product as uncharacterized. The coding region runs from base 122 to 1627 and encodes 501 amino acids. The record is from RefSeq and is a predicted model, not a curated record. The transcript has 3 exons. Lineage: Eukaryota; Viridiplantae; Streptophyta; Magnoliopsida; Malpighiales; Salicaceae.